Camellia sinensis is the source of this 1169-nucleotide messenger RNA. Its product is annotated as TPD1 protein homolog 1. Lineage: Eukaryota; Viridiplantae; Streptophyta; Magnoliopsida; Ericales; Theaceae. The record is from RefSeq and is a predicted model, not a curated record. Gene Ontology annotation, biological process: cell fate determination.
AAUAAAGUGUCACCAAUACCCACAACUCAGUGGCAUUUCUGUAAUUAGAUUGAGAAUUGCUGUCUAUUUUGGGUAAUCAACCAACAAAUUGGUUCUAUAAAUUUCAUCAGAAUCAGAUAUACGUUGCUUCCAUUCCAUCCAUGUUAGAUUUGCUUUUGGCAACACUUUCUAGCUGUGGUAGUACUGGAAGAGAUUGGAGAUGACAAAAGGUGUUAUGAGAAAUACUAGUGCUGCACAGGGACUUUGCAUGGUCUCCAUGGGUUUGGGCUUGAGUUUGAUCUUUGCUGUUUUCUUUGUUGUGGGAAUUCAUGGUUCUUCGGAAAUGACUGGUGGUGAUGCUGCUGGCUUUCAAGAAAUGGUCUUUUCCAAGCAAAAUUAUACUGCCUUUGCUCGUAAGCUACUGACCAUGACCAUGGCUGAUGAUAAUGGCGACGACGAUGGCAAUCCAAUGAACCGGGUUGGCGCGACAUGCUCAAAGGAUGACAUUGCCAUAUUCCAAGGACCAACAGCUCCACUUCCCAACGGCAUACCAACCUACACGGUUCAAGUCAUGAAUGUCUGUGUCUCUGGCUGUAGUGUCUCCAACAUCCACCUGAGUUGUGGGUGGUUCAGCUCUGCUGAACUAAUCAACCCUCAACUGUUCAAGCGAAUCUGCUAUGAUGAUUGCCUUGUCAACAACGGGGAGGCUCUAGGCCCCGGAGAAAGCCUUUCUUUCCAAUAUGCUAAUAGCUUCAGCUACCCUCUUUCAGUAUCCUCUGUUACUUGUGGCUGAUGGUUUGUGCUACCAGAUGUUCACCUAACUAGAAAGGGUUGUAAAAGGUGUUCUACUACUACUACUACUACUAAUCUCUUGUUUAUGACAAGUGUAUUAAAUGUACGUGAUAAAUAAUCAUGACAAUAAUGUGUAGAAUAUCUAACUAUAUGUUAUCUAUUGUAAUGAUCUACCACGUUGUAAUAAUGUGGGGAUUCAUGUAUUUUAAUUCUCUAGUUAAGUUCUUCUUAACUUUUUUAUUUAAAAAAUCGAGAGGCUUAGGGGUUGGUUGUAUGGAUGCGAGUAGCAGUAGUAGGGGUAUUUUUAUACUUCCGAAUCUCUCUCGAUGCAUCUCAUCUUCCUGUACCUUUAAUUUUAUGCUAUUAAAUGAAAUUUCUCUUUGCUGAUCAAAAAAAAA